AUACAACAUCAAUCAUUCUCUUUUGUCAAAGAUUACAGCAUCAUUCUUCUCUUUUAUACUUAUAAUUUACUAAGACACAAUCACUUGAUCUUGAUCCAAGAAGCGUUGACAUUCAAAGUUUUGUCUGAAGCAAAAUGGCCAUUUGGUUUCACAGAAUUUUCUUGUUGCUUCUCGUUUCUAGUUGCGCCUCUUCAGAUUUUCUGGAAAAUCCAGACUUCGAAUCUCCACCAUUAAACUUAUCUUCAAAUGGCGCGUUCGUGUUGCUGGAUCAGAACACUACACUCCCUGGAUGGACAUUCCAAGGAACGGUACAAUAUGUUACUUCACCUGACCUACCUGAUUCUGGACACGCGGUUCAGCUCGGUGAAGACGGCAAGAUCAAUCAAACAUUCAUUGCCAGAGGCGAUGAUUUGAACUACAUCCUCACGUUUGCGCUGAUCCCAGGAGGCGAGAACUGUUCCAGCUCUUCUGGUCUCAGUGUCUCAGGGCCAGACAGCAAUGCGGUUUUUUCUUACAGGCAGAACUACAGUAAGGUUCCGUGGCAGAGUUACAGUCAUAACUUGGGUAAAUGGGGGAAUAGUGAGCCUAUCAACUUAGUUCUUGAAAGCCAGACUAUAGAUUCUGAAUCAAACUCCACAUGUUGGCCUAUCGUUGACACAUUGCUCAUCAAGACUGUUGGUGUAACACUGGAUCAGGACAGUGGUAACCUCUUAACCAAUGGUGGAUUUGAAUCUGGACCGGGUUUCUUACCAAACUCAACCGAGGGAGUUCUGAUUGACGCAGUACCAAGUCUGAUCCAGUCAGCAUUAACGCAGUGGUCUGUCAUAGGAACAGUCAGAUACAUAGACUCGGAGCACUUCCAUGUCCCAGAAGGCAAAGCUGCGAUAGAAAUUCUGGCUGACACAACUCCAUCAGGCAUACAGACAGCAACAACAGACACAAGUGAAGGUUCGAGAUACAACCUCACAUUUACAUUAGGAGAUGCCAACGAUGCGUGCAUAGGAAAUUUCUUGGUCGGUGUCGAAGCUGGAUCCGCAGCUCAGAACUUCACAUUGCAGAGCAAUGGGACUGGCUCCGGUGAGAAGUUUGGGUUAGUGUUUGUAGCAGACAAAGCUGCAGCGCAGAUAAGUUUCACCAGCUACUCUGUUACAAUAACAAAAGAGGAUGUUCUUUGUGGACCUGUGAUUGAUGAAGUGAUUGUGCAUCCUCUUAGUGGAACAGCCUCGUUAAAACCCACAUGGCUGCUACUUGUUUUCGCUUUGUUGUAUGUUGCAGUUCUCUAAUUGAAUCUGUUUGAGAGAGAUCAUAAACACUUUUUUUCGCAAGGAGAUG
Brassica oleracea var. oleracea is the source of this 1332-nucleotide messenger RNA. RefSeq lists its product as uncharacterized. The record is from RefSeq and is a predicted model, not a curated record. The transcript is spliced from 3 exons. Lineage: Eukaryota; Viridiplantae; Streptophyta; Magnoliopsida; Brassicales; Brassicaceae. Bases 135 to 1283 code for a protein of 382 amino acids.